UACAUCCAAGCUUCCCACAAGGAGCAGUGUAUCACCACGUCUCAAGCUCUCCAUACAUUCUUGUAGGAUAGGGUGAAGCUGCCAUCCAUCCCGCAAAAGCAGGGGAGCAAAUGCCGGCUGCUACUUCCUUUCUCUGCUCUCCCGCCUUGGCCUCCCACCAUUCAUCCUUUGUAGUAAUCCCUUCAUUCCCCCCCUCCUCCCUAAAACCCCACUCGAGGUUUAUCAUCGAUCCAUUUCCGAAAUGCCAGCCUCUCUUCUUCUUAACUCUGCCACAAGCUACCACCACCAGCCGCAAAAGCUCUUUUUUGCCUCUCCCUUCGGCUCUUUCCGUCCCCGAAGCUCCUGGACUACCUGCCGACUCCUUCUCGGUGCAGCCGAAGAUUGAUAAGAGCGGAAGAUUUUGCAGCCCCCGGGCGGCUCGGGAGCUUGCUCUAAUGACUUUGUACGCUUCGUGCUUAGAAGGAUCCGACCCAGUUCGACUAUUCGAGAAGAGGUUGAAUCUCAGAAGAGAACGUGGCUAUGAAUUUGAUAAAGAGUGGUUAAUGAAGUAUAACCAUAUGAGUUUUGGAGGGCCACCCGUGACAGCAGAAACAUUGGAGGAAGCAGAUCGACAUGAGUUGAAUGAUGAAAAGGAAUCUGAAGCAGAAGCAGAAGUACUUUCGGCUCCCCCAAAGGUAGUUUACAGUAAACUAAUUUUACGCUUCACACGGAAACUUUUGGUUGCGGUUUCACAGAAUUGGGACAAUCAUGUGCUUGUGAUCGACAAAGUUGCUCCACACAAUUGGAAGAGUGAACCAGCUGGGAGAAUAUUGGAAUUUUCAAUUCUUCAUUUGGCAAUGGCUGAAAUAGCAGUGUUAGGAACUAGACACCCAAUAGUCAUCAAUGAGGCAGUGGAUCUUGCAAAACGGUUCUGUGAUGGGGCUGCCCCGCGUAUAAUCAAUGGUUGCCUGAGGACAUUUGUGAAAGAUAUUGGACCAAUUGUUGCUGCUGAUCGAGUAGUCAUCGACUCAACAUAAUUAAUGAGAAGUUUUUUUUACUACAAAUCAGUAAACAAGAUUAGAUGCUUUGUUGGCAAUAAGCCUUUAAAAAGGUAUUUCCGUUAUGAUGAACAAAGUAACUAUUAUUAUAGUAGUUGUAUAUAUUAUGAUGAUGAUAAUAGUAGUAGUAAUUAUUAUAAUGUUGUAGUGAAGUUUUUGUAGUAGUAGGCAUUGUCAUUUUGUAUCAGCUAUUCCUACCUCAUUAAUCAUUUACGGAGAAUUUUAUUAUCAUAUCCG
Cuscuta europaea is the source of this 1274-nucleotide messenger RNA. The record is from the annotation of a GenBank genome assembly. NCBI's taxonomy places the organism in Eukaryota, Viridiplantae, Streptophyta, Magnoliopsida, Solanales, Convolvulaceae.